Molecule: messenger RNA, 483 nt
Organism: Symbiodinium natans
Lineage: Eukaryota; Dinophyceae; Suessiales; Symbiodiniaceae
Source: the annotation of a GenBank genome assembly
AUGCUGAACCACAUUCUCUUGCUGCACCAGUCAACUCAGCUGCAGCAGCUGCGGCAAGUGCAGACAGAGCAAGAUCGCCACCUGCGUGAGCUCCAGCAGUUGCAGUCUGCCCCUGGCCCAUGCAUACCCAGAACCAGGCGCGCCUCGCCGCCGCGGCGCUCAGAGAGAGCGCAGACGGCGCAGACGGCGCAGGCGCAGAUCCAGGAGCGAGGACUCCCUCGUGCAGAUCAGGAACGGCUAAGUGGUUCCCAGGCCCUGCCAACGUUGCCUACAAGCCCGUCGGCGGCGGACCAGGUACCACCAGUCGAGUCGUGGCGCCGCCAUGAGCAACAGCCUCCACCGGAGUAUGAGGCUUCCGAUGCAUCCGUGUCAGAGGCAUCUGCAUCGCUUUCCUCAGUGGUACCAAGCAGCCGCGGCAGCCUGCGGCUCCAGCGGGAUCGCGCAGCACUGCAGAGGCGCCUCACCGAGCUGGGCGACGGCUGA